This is a messenger RNA of Triticum aestivum (bread wheat), 1388 nucleotides long. RefSeq names its product polyubiquitin-like. Gene Ontology annotation, molecular function: protein binding. The record is from RefSeq and is a predicted model, not a curated record. Lineage: Eukaryota; Viridiplantae; Streptophyta; Magnoliopsida; Poales; Poaceae. Bases 255 to 941 code for a protein of 228 amino acids. The transcript has 2 exons.
CGAAAUGAGUGGGAUCCGUGCAAGAAAAAAAUGAUAUUCCAAUUUUGUGACAGAAAUUAAUUAAGGGUGUAUAUAUGUGCGAUGGUAUUGUAAAACCUAAUCGAUUGGACUGGACCCUAUAAAUAGAACGCCAUCUAUAUAUUCUAUCCCCAACCCUAACUCUCGUACUGCUCCGGAUCGAUCUCCCUCCCUGCCUGCUCUCUCUCCAGCGGGAGCAACAAGCAUCGACGUAUGGUCGAUCCACUUCAAGAACAAUGAACAUCUUUGUCAAUAACCCCACCGGAACAGCGUUCCGGGUCUGGGUGCACCCAUCAGACACCGUGUGUUCCGUCAUGAAGAACAUAGACAAGCGGUAUCGCCUCAUCUUCAAUGGGGUGCAGCUACAGGAUAACUGUAGAUUGGCCGAUUACAACAUCCAGGAGGACUCCACUCUUGACCUUGAAGAGAAGAUGCAGAUUCACGUGAUGGAGACGCUGAUGGGCAACACCAUCGACCUUGACUUCAACAGCCUAGACACUAUCGACAGCGUGAAGGCCAAGAUCUAUCGCCUCAAGGGCUUUCCUGUAGAUCAGCAGUGCCUCCUCUUCGCCGGCAAGCGUCUAGAGAACGGGAACCGCACCUUGGCAGACCACAACAUAUGCAUGGAGUCCACGAUACUCCUUGUCCUCCUCCCAUAUAUUCCGAAAGGACACAUGAUGCAGAUCUUCGUGAAGGGGAUAACUGGGAAGACCAUCACUCUCCAGGUUGGGAGCUCGGACACCGUCGAUAGUGUCAAGGUGAAGAUCUAUGAGAGGAACCACGCCCCUUUCCCGAAUGUGCAACGCCUCAUCUUUGCUGGCAGGCAGCUGGAGGGAGGGCGCACCUUGGCGGACUCCAAGAUUACAAAGCAUUGCACCCUUCAUUUGACUCUAGGGAGAGUAUCAGGUGAUACCACACACUAAAUGCUCCCGUGAUACCAAUUUUGGAAAAUCAAUUUUAGAUGUUCACAGCAUAUGUGACUACAACCCCUUUAAAAAUCAGAUCCAAAUUCGAAAAACACAUUAAGAAACAAAAAUGAAAAAUCUAGCAUGAAUAGUGUCACAAAAAGACAAAAGCCUAUUCACAUCUGGAUUUGUCUUUUUUGUUUCUCAAUGUGCAUUUCGAAUUUGAAGCUGAAAUUUUUAGGUGCUGUUGACACAUACCUUAUGAACAUUCAUGAUUUAUCUCACAAUUUUUUGAAGCAUUUAAAAUUAAGUUUUUUGAAAUAGUAUCAUGGGAGCAUUUAAGGUCUGGUAUCACUAGAUAUUCUCCCCUCUAGGGAGAGUUUACGCCUUCGUGGUGGUUGAGAUGCAUGGAUGGCUGUCCAACCACUAGUUUUAUUUUUGCUGGAGUCUUCCAUCCAGCUGACA